Sorex fumeus (smoky shrew) is the source of this 371-nucleotide messenger RNA. RefSeq names its product FXYD domain containing ion transport regulator 6 (gene FXYD6). Gene Ontology annotation, cellular component: membrane. The record is from RefSeq and is a predicted model, not a curated record. Gene Ontology annotation, molecular function: sodium channel regulator activity. Bases 1 to 297 code for a protein of 98 amino acids. Gene Ontology annotation, biological process: regulation of sodium ion transmembrane transporter activity. The transcript is spliced from 7 exons. NCBI's taxonomy places the organism in Eukaryota, Metazoa, Chordata, Mammalia, Eulipotyphla, Soricidae.
AUGGAGAUGGUGCUGAUCUUUCUCUGCAGCCUGCUGGUCCCCGCUGCCCUGGUCAGCGCUGCCGCCGAGCAGGAGAAGGAGAAAGAGAAGGACCCCUUCCACUAUGACUACCAGAGCCUGAGGAUCGGGGGGCUGGUGUUCGCCGUGGUCCUCUUCCUGGUGGGGAUCCUGCUUAUCCUGAGCCGCAGGUGCAAGUGCAAGUUUAAUCAGAAGUCCCGGGCACCCGGAGAAGAGGAGGCGCAGGUGGAGAACCUCAUCGCAGCUAAUGCCACCGAGCCCCAGAAGGCAGAGAAUUGAGGGGUCACCGUCCUCGGGGAAGACCCCCAGAACGGGAGCCGCUGCUGGAGCCUGGGAAGCCCCUGCAGGCGACG